AUGGGAUUGAGUAGACUCACCAGCAAUAAAGAUUACAAAGAUUUUGAUCAUCCAGGAGACAGAGUACUCUUAGUUUUAUUAGGAAAAUAAUCCUAUCAUUUUGGAACCUACGAUGUAAUUACUAAAUCAAAUAAUGUCGCUGGAGAUAUUCCUUAUCAAGUUGACUCUGAAAGCGAAUGGACAUACAUUUAUUUCAGUUUUAAGAGAAUUUCAUAAACCUAAGGACAUGCCAUGGCCUUCACUUAUUACAAAGACACUACAUCAGGCAUUCAAAUGGAUGUGAUGCACUCAUUAUUAAAUGACUAUUUGUAAUUGACUGUUGGUAAUGCAGGCAAAUAUUAUACAAAUUUCAAUGGACAAAUUACUACAAUCAGAUUCAAUCUUGGUCCAGGUGCCUAUAUCGAUACCAAAUAGGGUUUACUCUAAAGAAUCAAGAAUAAGGAUGUUAUGCCUGAUAUAUUGGGUCCCACCAAAAAGUAUGAGGUUUUGAUUGGAAAACACGAUGUUACCAAGAUAGAAGAGGAUUAACAUAUUACACACAUAAAUGAAGAGGCCAGAGAAUAUGGAAUCUAAUUAUGGUUCAGGUGGUUCAAAUCACCAAUUAAGACUCAAUAGUUGAUUUAUAGAUUCACUUCUUCAAAUCCCGAUUCUUUGGGUGAUGCAUAAAAAAUAGGAGAUAGAACCUUGGCUCUAUUCCAUACUGAUGGCAUAGAAUUCAGUACUUAUAACUUAAAUCCUCUAUCUUUGUAGAACACAUAUGAAGCUAAAAUCCCAUCAUAAUAAUUGGAAGUUUGGACAUUUGUAUAUUUUGGUUAUUCCAAACAUCAUUAGAAAGUUAGUUACUAUUUAUUGGCUGAUGAUGAUGAACACAAAGGAUUAGAAUAAGCUUUACAUGUUGUCUCUAAUAAUUACUGGUUAUUCUUAGUAAAGGAUGCAAUGACAAAACCAUUCGAUAGUAGAUUGGCUCAAGUUAUUUUGAAUAUUGGAGAUGGCAGUUACAGAGAAGAUAACUUCAACACUCUUUAAGUCUAUUUGGCAGCUCCUAAAUUGUUUAGUACUGAUAGUAAAUUUGAUUGGGAAGCUGAUGAUACUAUAACAUUAGUUUCAGGUGAUCCAGACAAAUAAGGGUUGAAGAUUACAUUCUCUGAACCUGAUAGAAAUAUAGAGAGUGUUUAGGAAUAUUCAGUUGGUCUAUGGACUAGAUUCUUGUAAGCAUGGCCAGAGAGAUAAUGGCAUACUCCAUCUGAAAUGUAGAUCGUAAGAUUAACUUACAAUGAUGAAGUGGAUCAUGGCAAAAUUGCUAUUGGAGAUAGAGUAUUAAAUGCCAUGGUUGUUUUAGAAAAUUAUUAAUUUGGAACUUAUGACUUGAACGAUGAUGCUCCUAAUGAAAUCAGCACUAUUCCUUAUACUCAUUUGGAAGGAAGAUGGCAUUACAUAUAUCUUGGAUAUAAGAGACAAUUGUAACAAGCUAACUACUUUGUAUUUGAUGGAGAUGAAAUUAAACACGCCGCAAAUGAGAAAUUAUUACAUAAACCACUUGGUGAUUUCAUUCAUUUGAUUUUGGGAGGAGAAAAGGAUGUUGCUCCAUUCUAAGGUUUAUUUACUGAAGUAGCUGCUCAUUUUGGAGUUGGAUCAUUCAUAGCAUCAGGUGAAGAUUUGAUGAAAUCAAUUGACACUAGUUUUGCUUUACCUUAAGAAUUAACCGUUGAUUAUAUUCAUAAACAAAAACAUGGUUAACAAUAGUUAAUUGGUGAAAGUGAUAAUAAUGAAGGUAGUGAAAGUACUGGUGAUACUUGGAGUGGAGUAGGAGAAUAUGCUAUUUCUGGUUGGUUUAAGAUUGCAGAAACUUAAGUGAAGAAAGAAGGAGAGAUAAAUUCACCUUGUUAAAUAUUAUUCAGGAUCACUAACAAUGAUAAAGAACAUUUAAGUGAUCGUAAAUCAUAAGGAGAUAGAGCAUUACAUGCUUAAAUAUGUACUAGUGACACUGUUAAAUUGAGUACUUAUACAUUGAAAGGAUUAAAGGAUUGGAAUGAAGCUAAAUUCUUAGAAGAAAAAGUGGAACUUGGUUACUCAAAGAAGGCAUGGGCAUAUUUAUAUAUGGCUUAUAAUGAAAAUGUUGGUGAAGUUCACACUUUAUUACACCUAUUUGAGGAGGAUAAACCAGUUAUUUUCAAAGGAGUUCAACACUUUGUUCCACAUUUCAUAGGAAUCUAUGUGGGCAAGGAUCCUCAUAGUAGAAGAUUCUAAGGAGAGUUGUAGAAAUGGGUUGCUUAAUACGGAUAAGGAGCAUUUGUUGAUGUAAUGAAGAAAGGCUAUGAAGAUACACUACCUAACUUUAGACAUAUUCAAAUUAAUUAAAAAUAUCUCUGGUUUGAAAAAGAAGAUAGAAUUAUUUAAACACCAGAAAAGGUUGAAUAGACAUUCACAUCUGAAACUGAAUCAGUCGAUGAAUAUGCAGUUGGUGUUUGGACUAGAUGGUUAAUAGCAUUCCCUACUACUCUGACUGAUAGAGCAGAUGUCCACACUAUUUUCAGAUUCUCAAGCACACAUCAAUAUUAAGACAAGAGUGAAUUGGGUAAUAGGGUAUUGUCAGCCUUCCUUACAAAAGGAAAUUACGAAUUCAGUACAUAUGAUGCAUCUAAACCUGCCAAUGCAGUUGAUGCUUAAUUGCCUUAUGAAAAUAUUGAAGGUGAAUGGACUUAUGUUUAUGCUGCCUAUAAGAAUAAGAAUUUCUAUGGCAUGGUCUUAUUUAAGGAUCAAUAAAAGGCAGCCCAUCUAAACAUGGAAGUGACUCAUCAAGUGUUAACUGGUUAUGCUCAUUUUGUCUUAGGAGCUAAUGAAUUCGGAUAUAAAGCAUUCCAUGGCUGGUUCUAUGACCCAAGAAUAUUCUUAGGUGCUGGAAGUUACAUCAGUGAAUCCCAAAAGGUUGUAGAGAUGAUCCAUAAAUUACACAGAAAAUUGCCAGUAACACCUUAAUAGGCUGAAGAUUUCAAAUGGCCAGUCUCUUUGUUGGAUACAACCAAUCAGGAUGACCUUGAUUCUAAAAAGGAUUAAUUGAACUUUGAAUUCACAGACAAGGCAGAAAUGUAAUCCUAUAGUAUUGGAUUCUGGUUCCAAAAUGCUAUGUUACUUCCUGAAAUGGAAAAUGAUUUCACUUCUUUAGUUCGCUUAACCACCAAUGGACCUGAUCUUGCAGCAGACGAUAAGUUUAUUGGAGAUAGAACCUUAGCAUUCUUUACAAAGACCGAUAAGUUGAUGGCUAGUACUUAUACAAUUAAGGAUCCAUCAUUUGAACCAUUGUCCCAUACUUUCGACAUUAAAGAGCACCAGUGGACAUUCGUGUACUUUGGAUACGAGAAACCUCACGCCAGAGCCUAUGUACUCAAUCCUAAUGGACCAACUGAGAAGAUUUUCAUUGCUUAACACAUAGUCCCUAAUGCUUUUUACUUAAGAGUUGUAAAUGAUCUUGGCCAUCCAUCUUUUUGGGGUAAAAUCUAUGGAUUAAAGGUCAAUUUCGGUGAAGGUAGCUAUUUUGAGAAUCCAUUGGAAUUAAUUGACAAAUGGCCUUAUGAUCCAAAAAAACAUUCUGACAUUGAUAAAUAAGGAGAUAAAGUCUUAUCUAUUAAUUCUGCCAAGGUCACAAAACAAAAGAGUGAUGAUGCCAAUGAAUGAGCUAUAAACUAAUAGAUCAGUAUUUAUUUUA
This is a messenger RNA of Paramecium tetraurelia, 3703 nucleotides long. RefSeq lists its product as uncharacterized. Gene Ontology annotation, cellular component: nucleus. NCBI's taxonomy places the organism in Eukaryota, Ciliophora, Oligohymenophorea, Peniculida, Parameciidae. The record is from RefSeq and is a predicted model, not a curated record. The transcript has 3 exons.